CUCAUCAUCAUCACUGUCAUGAAGCGUUUGGAUGGUGUCCUACUCGCAAUUGCUCUCGCAGCAUCCCAGGUGUCUGCGUAUGGCUUCCCCGACUGUACCACAGCCCCACUUGUCAAUAACUCGGUGUGCGACACGUCCCUCAACGCGACACAACGCGCCGCAGCGCUCAUCGACCUCUUUACUGUCGAUGAGCUAAUCGUCAACACCGUCAAUUGGGCUCCGGGUGUCCCUCGCCUUGGCCUUCCGGCGUAUGAGUGGUGGUCAGAAGGUUUGCACGGCGUCGCAAACAGCGCAGGCGUCACCUGGUCCAUCACCGGUCCCUUCAGCUACGCAACCUCCUUCCCGCAGCCCAUCCUCAUGAGCGCCGCCUUCGACGAUGCCCUCAUCAAAGCAGUCGGCGGCGUGAUCGGGAUGGAAGGGCGCGCGUUCAACAACUACGGCCACGCCGGGCUCGACUUCUGGACACCCAACAUCAACCCGUUCAAGGACCCACGUUGGGGCCGCGGCCAGGAGACGCCGGGCGAGGACCCAUACCAUAUUGCCCAAUACGUGUACAACCUCAUCCAGGGCUUGCAAGGCGGGCUCGAUCCCGAGCCGUACUUCCAGGUCGUCGCGACGUGCAAGCACUUCGCGGGGUAUGAUCUCGAGGACUGGGAUUUUAACUACCGUUACGGGUAUAACGCGAUCAUCUCGACUCAGGACCUGAGCGAGUACUAUCUGCCCUCGUUCCAGAGCUGCUACCGUGACGCGUUUGCGGGCGCAUCCAUGUGUUCAUACAACGCUAUCAACGGCAUCCCUACCUGUGCUGACACGUACCUCCUUCAAGAUAUCUUGAGAGGCUUCUGGGGCUUUGACCAGACGCGUUGGGUCACCGGCGAUUGCGAUUCAGUCGAGGACAUCUACGACUUUCACCACUACACCGCCCUUCCUCAACAAGCGGCUGCCGACGCGCUGAAGGCCGGAUCCGACAUCGACUGUGGCAUAUUCUACACUACAUGGCUCCCGCUGGCGUACACCGAGUCGUUGAUCACCGAGCAAGAUCUCCGUGCUGCGCUGACGCGGCAAUAUGCAUCUCUCGUCAGGUUGGGCUACUUCGACCCUGCCAGCGAGCAGCCGUACCGUCAAUACAACUGGUCCAACGUCGACACGUCCUACGCCCAGGAGCUCGCAUAUACCGCCGCAGUUGAGGGCAUCACACUUCUCAAGAACGAUGGCACGCUUCCCUUCUCGAGCGCGAUCAAGAACAUCGCACUCAUCGGGCCGUGGACGUUCGCGACGACCCAGAUGCAGGGCAACUAUUACGGCAACGCGCCUUAUCUCAUCAGCCCGUAUCAGGGAGCGCAGCUCGCCGGAUACAACAUCUCGUACGUGCUCGAGACGAACGUCACGAGCAACACCACGGACGGCUAUGCAGCUGCAUUUACGGCUGCCCAGGGUGCGGACGCGAUCGUCUUUGUUGGCGGUAUCGACAACACCGUUGAAGCAGAAGCCAUGGACCGGAACGAUAUCACCUGGCCUGCAUUCCAGCUCUGGCUUAUUGGAGAGCUUGGGAAGCUCGGGAAGCCGCUGGUCGUUGUCCAGUUUGGUGGAGGCCAAGUCGACGACACCGAGAUAAAUGCUAACCCAGACGUCAACGCGCUCCUCUGGGGCGGUUAUCCAGGCCAGAGCGGCGGCCAGGCUCUCUUCGACAUCAUCAGCGGCAAAGUCGCCCCUGCCGGGCGCCUCGUGUCAACGCAGUACCCCGCCGACUACGUGAACGAGAUCCCGAUGACGAACAUGAACCUCCGCCCGGACGCGAACGGCACGACCAGCCCCGGCCGGACAUACAAGUGGUACACCGGCACGCCCGUGUACGAGUUCGGCUACGGGCUGCACUACACCAACUUCACCUACGCGUGGACCAAGGCGCCCGCAGCUACGUACAGCAUCGAGGCGCUCGUCGCCGCGGGCCAAGGCUCCGCACACAUCGACCUCGCCCCGUUCGACACCCUCAGCGUCGAAGUGACAAACGCGGGCGCGGUCACGUCGGACUACAGCGCGCUGCUGUUCGUGAACGGCACAUACGGCCCCGCGCCGUACCCGAACAAGUCGCUCGCGGCGUACACGCGGCUGCACAAUGUCACGGCGGGCGCGAGCCAGACGGCGACGUUUGAGGUCGUGCUGAAUCAGAUCGCGCGCGCGGAUGUGCAGGGCAACUUUUGGCUGUACCCCGGCGCGUACGAGGUCGCGCUCGACACGACGCGCGCGCUGACGGCGCAGUUUACGCUUACUGGGGAUGCGUACCAGCUCACGUAUUUCCCUCAGCCCCCUAAUGCGACGGCGACGAAUUGAACGUUGAACGUAACCUUUGAGGCGCUUUAGCAAGUUUUUUUUUUUGCUGCUUGGUUUGGGAUUUCAUCUUUCUCUGCAUUCUGGACUGUUUGUUCGCAUCUUAACAUCGUGUUUUUCUUUUCUGCACGGCCACGUCUCCACUCCACCGCGCUACUUAAUUCCCCCUAUAUAGUGCGAUGAUGGACUGGAAAUGAACUCGUGCAUUUUCCGC
Messenger RNA from Coniophora puteana RWD-64-598 SS2, 2542 nucleotides. RefSeq lists its product as uncharacterized. Gene Ontology annotation, molecular function: xylan 1,4-beta-xylosidase activity; alpha-L-arabinofuranosidase activity. Gene Ontology annotation, biological process: xylan catabolic process; arabinan catabolic process. Bases 19 to 2331 code for a protein of 770 amino acids. Gene Ontology annotation, cellular component: plant-type cell wall. The record is from RefSeq and is a predicted model, not a curated record. The transcript has 7 exons. NCBI's taxonomy places the organism in Eukaryota, Fungi, Basidiomycota, Agaricomycetes, Boletales, Coniophoraceae.